This is a messenger RNA of Trypanosoma theileri, 1308 nucleotides long. RefSeq names its product 3-hydroxy-3-methylglutaryl-CoA reductase. Bases 1 to 1308 code for a protein of 435 amino acids. The transcript has a single exon. The record is from RefSeq and is a predicted model, not a curated record. Gene Ontology annotation, cellular component: peroxisomal membrane; endoplasmic reticulum membrane. Gene Ontology annotation, biological process: isoprenoid biosynthetic process; sterol biosynthetic process; coenzyme A metabolic process. Lineage: Eukaryota; Euglenozoa; Kinetoplastea; Trypanosomatida; Trypanosomatidae. Gene Ontology annotation, molecular function: protein binding; hydroxymethylglutaryl-CoA reductase (NADPH) activity.
AUGAUUCGCAAGACGCUCCCUCUUGCAUGCUCCACGGCCAAAAUUCCGUGGAGUAGGUGUAGCAACUCUGAUAUAGCUGAUGCUGUAAACAGUCGUAAAAUUCCACUUUACAAUCUUGAGAAGGAAUUAGAGCCUGAUUAUAAGAGAGCUAUCGCAGUCCGUCGUGAGGUUAUUUCCAAGUAUGUGGCCCCACUACCAAAUGCAGAUACGAGGCGCAAUGGCCUUGAGAGUAUUCCUUUUGAAGAUUAUGAUUGGGACCGAGUUGUAGGCCAGAACUGCGAAAAUAUUGUGGGUUACGUACCACUUCCUCUUGGUAUUGCCGGUCCUAUUAUUAUGGAUGGUAAAGAGUAUCCUAUUCCAAUGGCUACUACAGAGGGUGCACUUGUUGCAAGUACCCAUCGUGGCGCUCGAGUUAUUUCUCAAUCUGGGGGUUGUAAAACACUCCUUUUGAGUGAAGGUAUGUCGAGGGCUCCUGUGGUAGAACUUGAUUCUUUGGAAGAGGCAGGAAGACUCCAUGACUUUUGUAAUGAGAAAUUUCCAUUAAUUAAGGAAGCGUUUGAAUCCACUACACGAUUUGGAAAGUUAAAAUCUCUUAAGUGUGCAUUAGCAGGUCGGAAAGCAUAUCUGCGAUUCCGAGCAACCACUGGUGAUGCAAUGGGAAUGAACAUGAUUACAAAAGGUGUGGAUAAGGCUUUGGCUUUCCUUCAACAAGAAUUUCCCACAAUGAAGGUUCUCGCUUUAUCAGGUAAUUAUUGCACUGACAAAAAACCAUCAGCAGUGAACUGGAUUGAGGGUCGAGGAAAAACGGUGUUAGCUGAAGCUACUGUGAGGGCUGAUCUUGUUGAAAAAGUUCUUAAGUGCACUGUUGACAGUCUUAUUUCCCUUAACGUUGAUAAAAAUCUUGUGGGUUCUGCCAUGGCAGGGUCUGUAGGUGGUUUCAAUGCCCAAGCUGCCAAUGCGGUCGCUGCAAUAUUUAUAGCAACAGGACAGGAUCCUGCUCAAGUAGUAGAAUCCUCAACGUGUAUUACAACAAUGUCAAAAGUUGGCAAUGAUCUUCUCAUAUCAGUGACGAUGCCCAGUAUAGAGGUUGGUACUGUGGGAGGUGGUACAGGUCUGGCUGCACAACGGGGUUGUCUGGAACUAAUUGGAUGUGGUGGUUCAAAUAAGGAAACUCCUGGUGCUAAUGCACAGUUACUUUCUCGCGUUGUUGCUGCUGGCGUACUUUCUGCAGAACUCUCACUGAUGUCAGGAUUGGCUUCAGGGCAUCUUCUAAGUGCCCACAUGCGACUUAAUCGAAAACAGAAGUAG